CCUCCACACAGUUUUGGAUCCUGCUUCACAGAUCCACACCAACACGCAGUUCCCUAUAUGGAGUCUCGACCACUGGGGGUGCUGUGGAGCAAUUUAUUUCAAUGAUCAGAUCCCUGAAGAACACACACAAAAAUGGCCUCCAACUUCAGCCUCUUACAUGAGGAUCAGUUUCUCUGUCCGAUCUGCCUGGACACGUUCACUCAACCAGUCUCCACACCAUGUGGACACAACUUCUGCCUAUCCUGUCUCUCAUCCUACUGGGACGACGAAACCGUCUGUCAGUGCCCGGUCUGUAAGGAGACGUUCGGGAGGAGACCCAAUCUCAAGGUCAACACUUUCAUCUCAGAGCUUGCGUCGCAGUUCACGUCGCUUCAAGUCACAGAUGCUCACACCUUGAGCCCGGAACGACAGAAGGAUAGCGCUGGCUGUGUGGUGCUGUGCGAUGUUUGUACUGACGUCCAGCAACUGGCUGUCAAAUCUUGCUUUGAGUGUCUGACUUCAUACUGCAGCGUUCAUCUGGAGCCCCAUCACAGAGCUGCCGGACUGAAGCGACACACACUGGUCGACCCUCUGGCGAACCUGCAGGACAGGAUCUGCGGGGAGCAUAACCACAUCCUUACAUUGUUCUGUUUUAACGAUAAAAUGUUGCUGUGUGACGUCUGCGUCCGUUCUCAGCACGUGAACCACGAUGUCUUUCCUGUGCAGCAAGCAUACAGAGAGAUGACGGGUGUGCUGGGAGACACAGAGGCCAGAGUGCAGCAGAUGAUCCAGGAAAGGCAACAGAAGCUGAAAGAAAUGGAGGAGUCAGUGAAAGAAAGCAAGAGAGAGACUGGAGACGUGAUAGCUGAGAGUGUGAUGGAGUUAACAGCCCUGGUGUCUGAGGUUCAGAGGAGCCAGACGGAGCUCGUGAAAGUGAUAGAGGAGAAGCAGAAAGCAGCAGAAGAACAAGCGGGUGUUUUUAUUGCCGUAUUGGAGCAGGAGCUCACUGAGCUGCAGAUGACGAAGAUGAUGCUGAGGGACAUAAAACAGUCUGAAGACCAUCUCAGUUUCCUCAAAACCUUCCCAGACCCAUCCGUCCUCCUACCACACGUUACGGACCUGUCCUCUUUCAGCUUCAACAGACACAUGGAGAUGUGGCACGUGCAGAAAUGUCUGAGCAGCUCUGUGUCUCAACUGCAAACGUUGCUGAGGAAAAUGACAGCGGAAAUCACAACGUUCUCCGCGUCGAACAACGUCACGCUGAGGUACCUGCAGCAGUAUGAAGUGAACGUUCUGCUCGACCCUGACACAGCUCACCCUCUGCUCAUUUUGUCCAACGAUGGCAAACAGGUGAGAUACACCAAGGGCUCACUUCGGCGGAGGAUCCAGGACGUGAAGCCGGGCGAGUUCACGGUGCAUCUCGCAGUUCUCGGACGAAGAGGCUUCUCGUCACGAAAGUUUUACUUUGAGGUGCUCGUGAGUCAGAAGACCGAGUGGUGUCUGGGUGUGGCCACGGCUUCGAUACAGAGGAGAGGGGUACUCACUCGGGGUCCUGACUCCGGACUCUGGGCCAUCUGGUUCAUAGAAAAUAGGUUUGAAGCCUUUUCUACUCCAGGUGUGACGGUAUACCCGGGGAAAGUAGAGAGGGUCGGCAUGUUUGUGGAUUACAACAAAGGUCUAAUAUCGUUCUAUGACGUGCAGACUGCCACACUCAUUUACUCAUGUACUGACUGUUUCUUCACAGAGGAGCUUUAUCCAUAUUUAAACCCCUGUGAUAAUCAGUAUGGCUCAAACUGGGAUCCGAUGGUCAUUGUCCCUGUCACUCGUAUGGAGGACUUGAUUUGAGGGUUCAUUUUUCUAAAGAUUUCAAAAGCACCUUGUAUCAAAUGAAGACAUUUUGUUCUGUCAAGUGUGUGUGUGUGUGUGUGUGUGUGUGUAUACAGUGGAUUGAUAUUUUUUAUAUAUUUAUACAGAAAUACCUAAAUGAUCCAUGAAAUAUGUCGCAGGAAAACUGUGAGAAUUUCAAUAUCUUGCAAUGUUAAAGAAAGCAAAAAUAAAUGCCUGGUUCUGCUCCCUGAUCUUACAAUACAACCAACCAUCCAACAAACGGACAGGGGUGAAAACAUAACCUGUUUGGUGGCGCAUGUGAUUUUUAUCAGUUAUUAUUGACCAACUGAUAAAUCGACUAAUUGAAUCAGUUGAGAUGAAGAUACAACGAUAAGAGAUCAAAUAUAAAAUCCAAAUGUGCGUCUAAAUGAAGCUUUAACAGCCUAAUAGGUAAAACACACUACCAUAUCUUUGCAGCAAAGUUCAAUGUGAAGUCUGAUUCAGACAGAUAUCUGUAUUGAUACACGACACUAACAUGUUAUUUAAAUCCUACCAGUUUUAUGUUCAUUUUGUUUUCAUAAUUUCACAAUCUUUCUGUUUUUCUCUGUGAUGUGUUUUAAGCUUUAUAGCUGCGUAAUGGUGAUAAAACAUUUAUAUCGGCCUGAUGAAAUUUUAAUAAA
Paralichthys olivaceus (Japanese flounder) is the source of this 2486-nucleotide messenger RNA. Its product is annotated as E3 ubiquitin-protein ligase TRIM39-like. Lineage: Eukaryota; Metazoa; Chordata; Actinopteri; Pleuronectiformes; Paralichthyidae. The record is from RefSeq and is a predicted model, not a curated record. Gene Ontology annotation, molecular function: protein binding; zinc ion binding.